AUGGCGCCGGCGAAAAAGAGAGCGAGAGCCGCGCAGUCAGAUGAUAGAACCACGUCGGUGCUUCUCGCCGAUUAUCGCACGGCCUGGCUCCUCGCAUCUGACGAGCCUUCAGUUGAAAUCGUCUGCAAGAAUGAAACAUUCAAGGUCCACACGAGCGUCCUCAAGCAACACUCGGAAUACUUUGAAACAUGCCUGACCAAGCCAUUCACCGAGUCUGAUGGCGUGGUUCGCUUUGACGACAUCGAGCCCCGAUACAUGGCCUUUUACCUGGGCGUGGCAUACAGCUACUCAUCCAUCAUGCCGCACACGCCGCCGGCCCCCUCUAAGAAUCCCGAGGCCAAGGCGCUGCGCACGCCUCUCCGUGACUAUAUAGAGGUGUAUAAGCUAUGUGAUCGGUUCCUGAGCGGCCACAUGGGCGAAUUUAUUCUCAAGUGCAUCAAGACGGGCAUCGGUGAUGGGCACCGCGCCUUGUUUCGCUCGUCUGUGGACAAGGACCAGCAGAAGGCGCUAAUGAGAGACUUUGCGGAUGGAUACGAGGCGCUGGAGCCCGGCCAUGCGGUGCAAAAGGAGCUGUCGCAGAUCAUCAUUGAUUAUUUUGUCGAGGGCAUCUCUUAUGACGCUUGGGAUGACUAUAUGGAAGAGGUCAUGCACAGGCCCAAGUUUGUGGCGCAGGUCUCCAAGGGAUUCGCGAGAAAGUUGGCAGAAGCCAUGUCGGCGAGGUCCAAGAUGAAGCGCAAAGAGCUUAGCGGCCCAUGAGAAGCGAUUUAUCAGGAGAAGACGGAGAUUGAGGAGAGAAAUUUGCUAGCGAUGAGGUGAAACGGUGAGCCUUGUGCAUUUGCUGGGUUGCUCUCGACGUACUAACUGUGGAGGGGGAGUGAAGUCAGUCUGAGCGAAGUGAGGAUAUGAGGCGUCGAUAUUUGCGCUGGGGCCAGAAGAAUUUCGUGCUUUCUAGACCCGGGGAUGGCCAGCCUGAUUGGAGGUGAAUAACUAGGAGAACAGCAUUGACCCUUUUUUUCCCUAGUCGCGACGGCCUACUGAGGAUGGUGAAACAUAUACCUCAAGUGCUAAAUUUGCGACGGAUGGCGAAUGCAGGCUGGGUUUUGUUUGGUAUGUAUGAGAAAAAGAAAAUGUGAGAAAAAUGAACUCG
Molecule: messenger RNA, 1147 nt
Organism: Trichoderma virens Gv29-8
Lineage: Eukaryota; Fungi; Ascomycota; Sordariomycetes; Hypocreales; Hypocreaceae
Exons: 2
Coding region: 1-756 (251 amino acids)
Molecular function (GO): protein binding
Source: RefSeq, a predicted model, not a curated record